Messenger RNA from Pocillopora damicornis (cauliflower coral), 556 nucleotides. Its product is annotated as large ribosomal subunit protein P1. Gene Ontology annotation, molecular function: ribonucleoprotein complex binding; protein kinase activator activity; structural constituent of ribosome. The record is from RefSeq and is a predicted model, not a curated record. Gene Ontology annotation, cellular component: cytosolic large ribosomal subunit; ribosome. NCBI's taxonomy places the organism in Eukaryota, Metazoa, Cnidaria, Anthozoa, Scleractinia, Pocilloporidae. Gene Ontology annotation, biological process: translational elongation; cytoplasmic translation.
UACUCUUUCUUUCUCUCGUACUCGUCACUAAAGUUGUAGAGUUCUCGCCUCGAGCUAAGGCCUUGAAUCCGCAUCCAUCGCUUUAUCAAGGCAACCUACAUCCGUAUUUUUUGACAAAAAAGUAACGUUAGAAAUUAAACUAAACGAUGGCAUCAACAUCAGAACUUGCUUGCGUGUACAGUGCUCUCAUUCUCCACGAUGAUGGAAUCGCCAUCACGGCAGAAAAGAUCGAAAAGUUGAUUAAGGCUGCCAAAGUUGAUGUAGAACCCUUCUGGCCAGGACUGUUUGCCAAAGCCUUGGAGGGACACAGUCUAGAAAGCCUUAUCCAGAGUGCUGGUGCACCUGGUGCAGGAGGGGCUGCUGCCCCUGCUGCAGGAGGUGGUGGUGCUCCUGCUGCUGGUGGUGGAGAUGAGGCUAAGGAAGAAGAAAAGAAGGAAGAGAAGAAAGAUGAAUCUGAGGAAUCAGAUGAUGACAUGGGAUUUGGAUUGUUUGACUGAGCAGAUACUGUCACAGCAGCAAGAAUUAUGUUUAAAUAAAAAGAUACAACAGAAACAAA